Messenger RNA from Closterium sp. Yama58-4, 2343 nucleotides. The record is from the annotation of a GenBank genome assembly. Lineage: Eukaryota; Viridiplantae; Streptophyta; Zygnematophyceae; Desmidiales; Closteriaceae.
AUGUGUCCUUUUGUCCCGAUAGUGCAAUCUUCGUCCAUUCGUUCCAUUGCAUUGCGCACGCAUAAUCCGUUUUGUAAACUCCGCAAGCCCGUCACCGGAGGAUCUAAUAACGAGGAUGUGGACCCCGAGGCGCCGGCGAGCUGUCGCACGGUGUCGUUCGACGCGUCGCGCGAGACGCAUUACGUCAUCGUCGUGCACGGCACGUUCGACGCGCCACCGGACGACGGGUCGCGCACGUGGUACCAGCCCGCGGCGCCCGGCGAAAUUAAUUUCUGCAGCAAGAUCGGCGCGCGCCUCGCGGAGGGGCCGCUAGGCGGCGGGUGCGUGUGGCGCGAGCUGCCGGCGGAGCCGCCGGCGCGAUUCCGCAUACCGUACCCGUUUCACUGGGACGGCACGAACACACAUGAAGGGCGCAUCGACGCGGCGCACAAGCUGGCGCGGCUGCUGGACGUGAUAGCGAACGGCGACCCCUCAGCGCGCAUCCACGUCAUCGCACACUCCCACGGGGGCAACGUGCUGCUUAAAGCCAUCGAGCUCUAUAUGAAGCGCCAGGGAAGCAAGGCCGUGUCGGACCUCCCGCCACCUGUCCUGCAACGAUUCUGGGCAGCAUACAAGGGCAGAUACGAUUUGAUUCGCCACUGGAAGAAGCCAGAUGUUUCCAACACCUUGUGGCGCUUCUUCCCCUUCCUUGUUGUCCGAAGGAGCAUGGCGGGGAGGAGGGAGGGGCGGACGAAGGAGCAGUACCCGUGGGCUUCCCAGCGCUGGCUUGACUCGCUCCUCCGCCUGCCCGCGCAGCGGCAGCGCCUCUUCCUCGCGCACCGCCUGGCGACGAGUCCGCUGUCGAACGCGCUGGGCGGGCUGGUGUUUCUGGGCACGCCCUUCUACAUGAAGAGCUGGGAGCGCAACGGCAUGCUGCUGCUGCUCGCCACCACCGCCGUGUCUGUUGGGGUCACGUUCGUGGUGAUGUGGGGCUACGUGCUGCUGUGGCGCGUCAUCGUGCUCGCCAUUGCGGGCCAGCUCUCAAGGACCACCACGCCCAGCUAUCUGCCCUUCUCUCUCGCCGCUGCUGUUCUCAUCUUCGCCAUCAUCAGUGUGGCUCUCGAGCUCUGGCGCAGCACAGCGUUUUACAGCGGCAACCUCUACCACGCGCCCGGAUUUGAUUGGUCGCAUGCCAUGUCAGCGCUCGUCAUCCACGCCGGCAAAUUAGACGAGGCCAGCCUGGCACUCUCCACCGAGCCUAUUGCCCGAGCCUACAUCUUCCCGCAGCUGGCCUCCAUGCUCAAGCUCCCCUUCUGGAAACCCCUCCCCCGCCGCCCGGUCACGAGAAAAUGCUCCGAUUGGACACUCUACAUCAGCAACGCUGCCCGGAUUCUCAUCUGGAACGUCAUCUUCAUCCUGCCCGCACUGGCGGUGGCACUUCUCUCGCGCGUGCUGGCGCCGGUGGUGAUCUCGAUGGUGCGCAAUGUGAUCGUGACGGUGAGCUUCGGGCUGUCGGCCAAGGAGCUGAGCUUCGCCAGUGUCUUCGUGGACGAACACCUGCACCUGGGGCUGGCUUCGCAGCACAUCGAACACUGGAACGUGCAGAAACUGCUGGCGCUGGCGAAGACGAGGUCGCUGCAGGGCGAGCUGAUGGAGGGCUACGAGGACGACACCUGUGACAUGGGGGAGGCGCUCUUUGGGGACGGGCUGCCUGAGGAGGGCUUGCCUCGGGAGGGCAUAACCGGGACAAAGGGGGAGAGGAGAGCCGAGGGCGGUGAGGAGGGCGGUGAUGAAGGGGGCGAUGGCAAGGGAAAGCGAGCGGGAGGUGGAGUGAGUGCAGCAGAGGGAGUUGGAAGUGCAAGUGAAGCGGUAAAAGGCAAGCAGCAGCAGGAUGAGCACCUGUGGGUAAUGGAGGAGACGGGCACGGGGUCCAGGCACGGCAGCGGCAGCACAGCAGGCAUGGGACGGCAGGGGAGCGGCAGCGGGGAAGAGCGGCUGGUGUACUCAUUCCUGUGGGACGACAGAGUGCUGGAGGCAGCAGCACGCGAGUGCGAGAUGUACAAGCUGCUCCGGCCACAGCUGCACGCCAUCACCCACAGCCCCCACCUCUCCGACCAGGAAUGCGUGCGACAGGUGAAGCAGCUGUGUGUGAUGAUCGAGGAGCGCUUUGGCGAGCUGACCGGGCGCUUUGACCUCAACCACGGGGCGUACUUCCGAGACCCCCGCAUUAUCGGGGCUAUGGUGCACUUCCUGGGCCACAGGGAGCUCCCUGAUUGGUCCAGGGAGAUAGAUACAGAUGUGCUGCGCGCUGAAGAGCGGAUCAGAUUCGGGCGACUUGGGGAGAGGGGUGACGGUGGAUAUUGA